Dicentrarchus labrax (European seabass) is the source of this 2464-nucleotide messenger RNA. Its product is annotated as CMRF35-like molecule 6. Lineage: Eukaryota; Metazoa; Chordata; Actinopteri; Moronidae. The transcript is spliced from 8 exons. Gene Ontology annotation, molecular function: transmembrane signaling receptor activity. Gene Ontology annotation, cellular component: plasma membrane. The coding region runs from base 92 to 787 and encodes 231 amino acids. The record is from RefSeq and is a predicted model, not a curated record.
AUCGAGCAGCUUCCUGAUUGAUCAGACAGACGGAGGCUGGAAGGAUUGACGGGAUAGAGGCAGAUUGUUCUUCAUCAGGAUUAAAUUCAGAAUGAAUAUCAACCAUGUUCUGUUCUUCUGCUUCUUAUCAGCAGCAUUGUGUGAUGGGAACAGCGGGCUGGUCGAUGCAGAAACGCUCACUCGCACUGAAGGAGAAAGCAUCAUAGUCGCCUGCCACUUCAGUGUGUUUGGAAGAAGAAAGUUCCUCUGUAAGGACGAGUGUGAUAAGGAAAACAUUCUGGUUGAAACGGCAGGCGACAGCGCUCAGAGCGGCAGAUACAGCAUUCUGUAUAAAGAGGGAACUUUUCCAGUGUCUUCUACGGUUCUGUAUGUGAGCAUCGCACAGCUGACCAAGUCUGACGCCGGACGGUACAGGUGUGGUUUGGAAAGACGUUUCUUUCCUGAUGCACACUGGGAGUUUGACAUCAGAGUUACAGAUGCUCCAAAGACUGAGGCCCUGAACCAUCCUGAACAGCAGCAGACGGAGGAAACGACAGCUGCAGCUACAGCCCACAGCGUUAAAGGUCGCACCCUGCCUCUCGUAGUAUGUGUCACUGCGGCCGUGCUGUUCGCUGUUGUCGUGUUGCUCCUCUACAAAGGAAAGACGAGUUUGAGCACCAGGGGGCAGUCCGAUGACAGAAACCUGGAGUUUCCCACCUAUGAGAAGUGUGCCAAAUGUGAAGACUACACCUCCCUGUCUGUAGACGAAAUCAGCGGCGAUGAGGACAGACACUACUGUAACCUCUGACCCUUCACUUUCUCUAUGAAAACAACUGUUCCUAGCUUUCAAAAUUAUUUCAUCUUUUACUUCAAUGUUUUCACUGGUAGAAGAAGUACUAUACAGCAUCUGAGAUGAGUUUUCCUGAUCAUUUUUUAUACAAUUCUCUGUCUGUUUUAUGUCUUUUUUCUUUUUUAACAAUCAUAGACUUAAUAGUGUUUUCUUCUUAUUGUUCUAUCAGCUCUUUGGUUGUUUUAACUGCAGACUUUUCUAAAGGAGGACGAGGCUGUUUAUCAGAGAGUGAAGGUUCUGUGAAUAAAACUUUUGUUCAGGUCUUCAAGGUUUAUAUCUUAAAUAAAAAUCUACAUUUAUAAAUCAUUUUGUUUGGUUUCCAUCAUAUAUAGGCCUACUGCAUUUAUUUUUUCUAUUUUCUUACACCCUUUAAGAUCAAGAAUCAGAUCAAGAUCGUCUCCCUUUAUGGUAUUACUAUCAACAUAAACAUAUAAUCUCCUCCUCUCCCCACGUACUUCCACGACUCAUUUUUGCUUGUUCUGGCGGGGUUUUCUUCCGGUUUUUUUCUUCUUCUUCUAUGGUACGUAUGCCUAACUUCCUGUAAUUGGUCCGAAAGUCCGAACCAUCCAAAAAGUGUUUUCAUACUGUAAACGAACCGAACCAUGGUUCAGUUUGAUCCGGACCGAGACCACCUCUUUAGUUCGGACCAAAUUUUGGUCUUGUGAUCAGGACCGUUGUCCGUGGCACCUUUCUCACCUACAAUUUUGGUUCAGACCAAACUGAAAAGUCCGAAAGUACGGACCAAAUGAGGUAUGUGUGAAAACGCCCUAACUCGGCUUUUGUGACUCAUAAUAAAAGGUCUGUUCUACAGAAGAACUUGUGUCUGCUGCUGAUUCCUCUCCACCACAAUGUUUUCAUCAAGUAAAAGUAGAAAUACAGCAAAAUAAAAGCAUAAAAAAGCCCCAAAAUAUCUAUAAAAAGAAAAUUUGACCAGGUAAAUAAAACAAAAACAUCAGAUCUGAGUAAUAAAAGAGAACUGAGUGUUAAGGCUUGCAGUGUGAACGUAGCCUUGUCUCCAGUAUUGUGUUAAUCUCACCACUAACACAAAAGUAGAGCAACUGUAUUUCUUUGUAUUUUCACUGUAUGGUUUAAAAACUAUUAUUUUAUAUAUUUUACUGUAGAUGUAAAAACUUACUUGGCAAUAAACCUAAUUCUGAUUCUGGUUAAAUAUAGACCAUACAUGAUGUGUUGAGGAGUCCUAUAGUGACUAUUUGCUUUCUUUCUUUACUUUAGUAACUUUCUCUAUACUUUGUUUUUGUGACCUCGGAGGAAAUGUGUCCAUAACAUCCCCUUUCCUGUGCCACUGUUCUGAGCUAUUUCAUACUUUUAGUUUUGUUUUCAGUCUGGUAUAUAUGGACCACAGUGGGCUGUACUUACAACAGUUAAGCUGAGUGCAUCCGACGUUUGCCAUCUAUAACCCAAGCAACCUGAUUCAGAAUAAACUACUUGUCCUGAAGAUGUCAGCCGAAGCACUUGAAAAUGUGGGUAAAGAGGUGUGUGUUAGGGACGAAGCACUGUUGAAGAUGAUCGAUAACUUUGACCGGCCUGGUAAAGCCUUUGCUGCUGGUGCUUAUUCGGGAUCGGGUUCGUUUGAAGAUGGAUUUGAGAAUAAACCUGGAAAGCGUUUUCCAAAAA